AUGAGGAUCUCGUCGGCGGGCCUCUUCCUCGCCAUCGCGGCCAUCUCCCGCGCUCCCGUGGCAAAUGCUGAAAGGGUACUCAGCUCAACCUCCCUCAAUACGUGUCAGGAGAAUUCGGGUUUCACAGCGAGUCGAUUCAAUGUCGUCUUUACGCCAAACAAUGCCUCUGUUUUCGUCAACAUGCUAGCCGUCUCCUCUAUCGAAAGCCACGUCGUCUUCGACAUCGCCAUAUUCAUUUAUGGCUACGAAUUUAUGCGCAGAACCAUCAACCCCUGCGACACCGGCUUCGCUGGCUUCUGUCCCAUGACGGCCGGCAAGACGUCAACUCCCUUCAACCUCUUCCUGAACAAGGAUGCGGUUGAUCAGAUUCCCACUAUCGCCUACACGUUUCCGGACCUUGAUGCCAAGGUUCGAGUCUUCAUCAAUAGCACCGAUGGCUCGUCAGCUGGACACAGCGUGGCUUGUGUUGAGACCAACAUCUCCAACGGAAAAACGGUGGACCUCCUAGGAGUCAAGUGGGCAGCCGCCAUAGUUACCGGCCUGGCCCUGCUAUCUUCUGCUAUCUUUUCUGGCCUGGGCCAUUCCAAUACCGCGUCACACGUCGCUGCCAAUGCCCUGUCAUUGUGUAGCUACUUUCAAGCCCAGGCCAUUGUUGGUCUCGUCCGAAUAUCCCUCCCUCCCGUCGUGCAAGCGUGGACCCAGGACUUUCAAUGGAGUCUCGGCAUAAUCAAAGUCGCCUUUCUGGAGAGCAUUUACACCUGGUACCAGCGAGCUACCGGUGGAACGCCAUCUGAGCUCUUCAGCUCCUUGGCGCAAGUCUCCGUUCAAGUUGAAAAGCGUGCUCUGCACAUGGUUCGACCGGCCUUGGAUCUGUUCGAGAGCGCAACCGCAAGACUGCCUGUAGCUGCGCAUAGUCUUGCCAGGCGAGCAGACACCACGCAGACCAGUUCGGGCAGUUAUGUCAUCACGGGCAUUCCGCGAGUGGCCUUUAGAGCUUUGAUCGAGACUACCAAUAUUUUCAUGACCGGAGUCAUCUUCUUCUGGAUCAUUCUCCUCGCGACGAUUGUGUUUGUUGCUGCAUUCAAGGGGCUCUGCGAGGCUUUCGUCAAGGCGAAAUGGAUGAGAGGCGACAUCUUCCAGGACUUCCGAAAUGGCUGGCGCACCGUAUUGAAGGGUAUUCUAUUUCGAAUCUCUCUGAUCGGAUAUGCUCCGAUCGCCAUUCUGUGUCUCUGGCAGCUCGCAGAGAGGGAUUCGGCUGCCGAAGUUGUCCUGGCGAUUGGUUUCUUUCUCGGCUUAACUGGAACCCUGGCUUGGGCGUCGUACAAGGUCAUUCGAAUUGCCAAGCGGUCUGUCACACUGCACAAGAAUCCGGCUUACAUAUUGUUUUCCGAUCUACACACUCUCAACAAGUGGGGAUUCCUGUACAUCCAGUUCCGAGCCUCGGCAUACUACUUCAUAGUACCUGUGCUGGGGUACACCUUGUUGAAGGCGAUAUUCAUUGCUUUUGCGUCAGGAGCCGCCCAGGCCAUUGCCUUGAUCAUUAUCGAAGCCGCUGCACUGAUCGCCGCCACCGUCUUACGGCCAUGGAUGGACAAGAAAACUAACUCGUUUAAUAUUGCCAUCUGUGUCGUUAACUUCCUGAACGCCAUCAUGCUUCUCAUCUUCACCGAAAUUUUCAACCAGCCUCCGUUGGCGACGGGUAUCGUGGGUGUCGUCCUGUGGAUUCUCAAUGCGGCAUUCACACUCGUCCUACUGAUCAUGCUCAUCAUCACGACUACCCUUGUCUUCUUCCAUGGAAACCCUGAUGGUAGAUAUCAGUACAUGGCCGACGAUCGUACUUCUUUCAUGAAGUCUCAAAGCCAACUGAACACAACGACGGAACUGGACGCUUUGGGUGCUGCGGCCCGCGGGGAUGGUAGGGGAGGCUUCGCGUCUGAAUUAGAACUUCACAGUGAAGUCCAACACCCUGAGAAGCAGUCUUUAUCUUCUGAUCGAUGGCACGUGCCCAAUGAGUAUACGCACCAGGCGCCUUCAGUUGCCAGUUCAGGCCACGAACCGCAUACUCCCAUCACAUCGGUAACCCCAACCCAGCCCGCACACCCCUCAGACGGCCUUGACACGCAGAAUAAUGCCAGCCCGCACGUGUUUCGAGCAGAGAACAACGCAAGUCCUUGGCAGCGCGGAGCUGGCUACGAGCAUUGA
This is a messenger RNA of Pseudomassariella vexata, 2202 nucleotides long. Its product is annotated as calcium spray protein. Gene Ontology annotation, biological process: fungal-type cell wall biogenesis; transmembrane transport. The record is from RefSeq and is a predicted model, not a curated record. NCBI's taxonomy places the organism in Eukaryota, Fungi, Ascomycota, Sordariomycetes, Amphisphaeriales, Pseudomassariaceae. Bases 1 to 2202 code for a protein of 733 amino acids. The transcript has 2 exons.